AUUGACAAUUUUGGCAAAAAUGCACCUACAAAUAUCUCGAUUUGUGCCAUUUGCUAAUACAAUUUUAUGAUGAACCCUCUGUAUUAUACUCUAGUCCUUAUUCUGCUUCUUUUAACGUAUUACCAUGGAGGAUUUUGCCUCCAAAGUGAUUCCUCCUCAUCCGCGUCAGAUCUUGCCAACAAGAUCGCUGCUGGUGCAACAAAAGCUACAACCGAAGAGAUCAACCAAAUGGAACAUUCCAAAAAUGAAAUAAAGCCGAAAAAUUCCAUCGUAAAAAAGACCGAGCCUCUCCCCAAAAAAGUUAAUGAAAAGGCAAAGUUAGUUCAGGAUGAAGAUGAGGCUAGUAAAUCAGUAAAGCAGGAGAUUAAGAAGCCUGAUGCCCGCCCUCCUGUAGAAAAUCAAGCUCCAGUCCAGUCUGAUCAUCCGUUAAAUCCAGAGAAACAUGUCCAAGAUACAAUGACCGAACAUGGUCUUGGGGUCAAGGCAGCAAUUAGAGAGAGUGAGAAUACAGAGGGGGUGCCGCUUGGGAACUGUGAUGGCAACGAAGCUAAUGGUGUCCUCUGCGAUGAUGUCAAGAAAGUCAUCUCACCAGAGUUGCCCAAACUCUCGAGGGAGUUUGUUAAAGUGCCACCAGAGGCGGUCAAGGUGCAGGAGGAGGGAAUCAAAGCUCCGCCUGAGGUGACAGAGGAACAAUCUAAAACUGAAAGUAUUACUGAGCCAGAACCGGUCAAGCAAGAUGAGGCUCCACAAGAGCAAAAGAAGGAAGAGGAGGUGCCCAAACCUGCCGAGAGUGAGCCACCUAAAGCAGCGGAAGUAGCUGCAGAGAAAAAAGCACCGGUAGCUGGGGAGAAUACCACAGAACCUGUCGCUGAGGGUGAUGUGAAGAAGGUGGAGGGAGAGGUGACUACGGAAAAGAAAGAAGGCGGCUCGUCAGACACUGAGACAGUCACACCACCUAUCAAUACGAUCGUCCAACACGAGGAGGAGGACAUGCCCUCUUUUAACGAGUGGAAGAAACAACAGCAUGAGGCAAAGAAAGAAGAGGAGAAGGAAAAAAGUAAACAAAAUGGUCAUACUACCCAGCCAGGUUCCACAGGCAGCCAGUUGACCCGGCCAAGCACCAUGCGCACCAAUUAUGCCUCCCUGAGCUGUGGGGCGAAGGUGCUGUCCCAUAAUCCAGAGGUGCAGCAUGCCUCGUACACGCUCAAUGACAACAAGGAUGAAUAUAUGAUAAAUCCUUGCAGUGCAAAUAAAUGGUUCAUCGUGGAGCUCUGCGAGCCAAUCCAAGUCAAAUUCGUUGAAGUUGCCAACUUCGAAUUGUUCUCCUCACUGCCAAAAGAUGUCAGGCUGCACACCAGCGACAAAUACCCUUCUAAAGAUUGGAAGCUCCUCGAUACCUAUACUGCCACCGAGGAGCGGAAGAUCCAUAUUUUUCCUGUGAUGGGCCAACAGCUGUAUUCGAAAUAUCUAAAAGUUGAAGUCUUGUCCCAUUUCGGGACGGAGCAUUUUUGUCCACUUACCUUAUUGAGAGUAUUUGGUACAAGCUAUGCCGAGAUUGAUGACGAUGAUGAUCACGAUGAUGUCAACACUGAUGAACAUGUCCAGGGGGAUGGGGCCAGCAGUAUAUUUACAAGUGCUACAGAUAUUGUCAUGAAUGUCGUCAAGAAAGUAUUAAAUGGUGGCGAAGAUCAACAAAAGCCUUUAGAUGCUUCUACUGACGCUGCUGGUGAGAGUGAAAAUAAAUCCAUUCCCUGCUCUGGACGUCCGUUCCGGCCGAAUAAUAAGGAGGAUGCAAAUACUACAGAAGAUUACGACCUUCCCUGUCUCCAAGGGCGGGCAGACCCUAAAAAGGACCAAAUCAAACCAGACGUUCCUAGACCAGCUUCUGGGGUGUUGCAAGGUUCCAAUGUGAUACUAGACACAGUCAUUCGUCCAUCUGUUCCAUAUCCUACAAUUCCUCAGCCAGUCGCCGACGUAAUCAGUCGGACUGCAUUUGUCGUUAACGUUGUGAACUACUAUGGUGCUACAGUGCUCGGUGCUAUGAACAGUCUUUUCAAAAACUGUCACGUCUGUGAAACAGGGCAGUCGAAAUAUCGCAGUUUUGCUCCCCUGAUUGGUCAUGGGCCGUGUAUCUAUUAUUGCAUUCUGACAAAGUGUUGGCAGCGCUAUGGAUACUGUUGUAAAAACUGUUAUAAAAAGAGUGAUUUGAAAACAAAUCCCAUACCUGCAACCGAGCAGAUUGACUUGUAUUCUACAGCUGUGAUAAGUUCAGUUAAAGCGACAGUGCAGCCUAGUGCUGCUCCUCAAACGUCUGCAGACGGGGUGGUAAAAUAUGAAACUCCAACUGCCAAUGCGCCUGCCACUGCCACAUCGACGUCUGUGCAUAUCCCGUUAACAACACCAGAACCAGUUCAGGAGGGUAUAACGAUUCAACCAACAAAGACAUUCAAAUCGAUUGAUGAUGUUUUAGGAAGUGUUCAAAGUUCUGUUGUGUCUACUAGCUUGAGUCAUCAAAACACACAAAGUCUCACCUUGUCAUCAGAUGUAAAACAAGAGCAUACGAGUAGCACUGAAUCUGUGCUAUCCUCUUCGGCUUUGUCAUCAUCUAUGUCUGGUUCAACGAUGGGCCCAGACGUGGCCCAAGGAAGUCAAUCCAUGGAGCAAGUUUCCACUCCAGCUAUGAUUAAGUCAUCAGCAGUUGUCACAGAAUCUGUUCCACCCAAGGAGGAGGAGAAACUGCCCCCUGUUCAGGAAACAAAAAAGGUGGACCCACCAGUUGAGGUUGGUCAACAGAAUGAGAAGAGUAAUGGGAUCAGUGGUCAAAAGGAGGAGCAACCAGAGGCGGCCCGAAAUGGCGGGUCAGAUCAGAUUCAGAAAGAUGUGAAUGGAAACGGGGAGCAGUUUGUUAUUGUCGAUUUGCCAGUCGCUGGAGCAGCAUCGGCCGGAAAGAGGGAGUCGGCCAUCAUGAGGUUAAAUAACCGUGUCAAGGCGCUGGAGCUGAAUAUGUCUCUCAGUAGCAGGUACCUUGAAGAACUCAGCCAGAGGUAUAAAAAACAGAUGGAGGCCAUGUACAGGUCGUUCAACAUCACGAUCGGCAGAUUGAUGAACACGUCCAAGUGGGCUGAGCAGAGCGAUCAGAGGCAGAAGGAGAAGACGAGUAAACUUCAUGCUCGGAUCGACGAGUUGACGCUACUUGUGGACACACUGACGAAGGAUCUGGAUAAGAUGAAUGUCAAGCAUCUCGAGAACCACCUGGUCUUCCUAGUCCUAGAAACGAUGGUCAUGUUCAUCCUAUUCCUGAUGUGUUCACGCAGAAAUAAGCAACGGACAACCCCAGCGGAGCUACAAGAACUCUUGGAAAACAUGCCUGACCACCCGAAACGUUUACAACGACACAACUCUGAUCCUGCUAUAAGUACACCAAGGAAGCCUGCCAUAUUGAAGGCGAGGUCUCUUAGCGAUGUGGAGACAAAGCAUUCUGAGAGUGAAAGCAAGCUUUUCAUCAUAGAGCCAACCAACUUCCCAUUCCUCAAUGAAAAUAAGGAUCUGAGUAAGAAGAAAAAACGUAAGAAGUCGAAGAAAUUUCUCCACGUCCAAUCGUCAGACCAGUUGUCGGGUCUUCAGUGCUCUCCAUCAAAUACUAGUACAAUGGCAAGUGCUGGGCUACUCUUUGAAGGAAACAACAGACAAAGUGUUAAAGCUGAAAGUGUUAAUGGCGUCCGUAUGAGGACCUUGAGUCGGUCAUCGAGUCUUAAUCAUAUUGAUGUCAUAUUUGAAAACAGUAGUUCCUCUUGUACUGCAAGUAGUCAAAGUACGGAGGGAUUCAGUUUUGAGAAUAUGACGAGUAAUGAGGCAGCUAGGCAAGGUCCAAGGAAACAUUCCCCGAGGUCUGAUGUAGAUUCCGGGGCAAUUGCAAGAAAUAAUCGUGAACAACAGGAAUUUCAGUUGCGGAGAUCGACAUCAUUUCCAAAAAAAUACGGGAAAAAGUUUGUGGAGGAUGUUGGUGCUCGGUAUAAUGGACACGGACCAUCAAGGCGGUUCCCGACUGUGGAUCAGAGGAGUACUAACUCUGACCCAGCACAGUAUUUACGCUUGCAGCGUCAAUUUGUUGACAAUGCAGAAAGUUGUAGCGAUACUGGACAAAAACGAAAAAAAUUCCGAAAGAAAUACGAUUUUGAUACUCAUAGCGAUAAUGGAAAAUUUCAGAAUUUCGAAUAUGUUGACAAUGCACCUGAUUUGGCGAUGAAGCCAAAAAAGAAAUUUGACUCUGGGGGCAAGAAGAAGCCUGUUGAUUCCCGUCUGUUUUAUGAUGGGCAGCCCCAGCCGGUGGGGCAAGGACGUGGGAGGGGAAGAGGUGGAUACAGGGGGCGUGGCCGCCAGGAGAUGGAUGGCUUGGGAGGGUUCAAAACUUGGGUGUCCUACCGGCAUUGACGAGGAUGUCUUUUGCAGAUUUCCUAUUUGUUUACUCCAAUACAGACAAAUUCUUCAGACACGACCAUGUGAUGGAGUGACUUUGGCUAAACAUUGGGCAGAAUUGACCUCAAUUUUGAAUUAUCAAAAGAUACCUCAAUGUGCCAAGAUCUACUGGGGUUAGCUUAAUUUAAAUGUUGAGAAGUUUUGCCUCUGAAGCCAAAGUCAAGCCUGAUCUCGUGCUUUGUCUGAUGUUGUCUUAUUCUGCUAUCUGUGAUCUGCUUUAUAGGAACAUGUUAAGUCCUUUGUUCUCUAUACAAUAGGUUGACUGUGAUACAUAGUAUGGGAUUAUUCGUCACACUGUUAACAUUGCAACGUUUUGUUAUAAAGGGAGACAAAAGGCAGUUGUCAGUGUGGGUCAGAUUGAGUUGCACACUGUCACUGCUUGGGAUUGGGGUCUCGCUUAUCUCACGGUACAUCGAAACUAUGUACAUGUAUGCUCGUGGGAGAAAUAUAUUAAUCACUAGAGAGAAAUCCUUGCUCAUGUUGAUUCAGAGAGACUGCAAAAAGUCUUUAUGUGUUCUUGGUUCUACAUAUCUCAUAUAGCAGCUAUUUCUUGUCGACUGUUUAUUUGCAUAGAAGAAGAGAAGAGAGGGUUUGAAUCCUUGGUUGAAAUAUACAAGUUGAGUUAGCUUUUGGGGCAUUAAUAAUUUACCAGUUCCACGGUUAACUGUUUGCCUUUGGUUGGUAUAAAUUGAAGAAAGGAUCAAAUUCAGAAGGAAUUUGGUGGAGAACUUACUUAUUUAUUGCUGUAAAUAAUGUCUAAUUUUGCGUGCUGGGAAUUUGUUAUGACUUUUAGGGAGACUAUAGGUAGGAACAAUUCAUAUCAGAUCAAGUUACACAAAUUUGCUGAUAGGGGUCUUCUAUCUCACAGUAAUAUUGAAACUAUUCCUGCUUAUUGCUAAAUCAACCCCCCCAAUUGUUCAUAUUGGUCACUUAAAGACCAUCAAUUUGACCACCUGGCUCAGACGUAUGUGCCCCUUUAAAAUUCAUGUCCCAACUUGCAGCAAUGAACAAGAACUCAGUAAACUAUGACUGUGCCAGCCCAGCAUUAUAUUAAGACUCUCCUCCUUCAAGGAAAACAUUAUACUUGUCACAUCCUGUUGGAAAUCUAAAUGCUAUUGUUGCUGUUGUAUUUAUUUGAAUGUGUAAUAUUUCCGAAGAAAAAUACAAUUGAAUAAAAAUGUUUUCUAAAUAAUGGUAAUAA
Molecule: messenger RNA, 5677 nt
Organism: Lineus longissimus
Lineage: Eukaryota; Metazoa; Nemertea; Pilidiophora; Heteronemertea; Lineidae
Product: SUN domain-containing ossification factor-like
Exons: 18
Coding region: 67-4431 (1454 amino acids)
Biological process (GO): protein folding in endoplasmic reticulum; proteolysis
Cellular component (GO): membrane; cytoplasm
Molecular function (GO): cysteine-type endopeptidase activity
Source: RefSeq, a predicted model, not a curated record